Caenorhabditis remanei is the source of this 276-nucleotide messenger RNA. RefSeq lists its product as uncharacterized. Lineage: Eukaryota; Metazoa; Nematoda; Chromadorea; Rhabditida; Rhabditidae. The record is from RefSeq and is a predicted model, not a curated record. The coding region runs from base 1 to 276 and encodes 91 amino acids. The transcript has a single exon. Gene Ontology annotation, molecular function: protein binding.
AUGUCAUGGGAACGGCCAUCAACAAUGAAUUAUAUCAAGUUGAUGUGUGAGAAAGUGCCAAAUGACAGUACAUGGUCGAUUGAAACUACUAUCAAUUCGGAAAUGCUCAGUAAAAUGGGAAAGGAAUCAGAAAUUCAUAAGUUCUCCGCUAAUUCGACACCGGAAGUCAUAUUGAUUGAAAUCUAUUGGGAUGACUUGAAGAAAUAUGUUGUGAAUAAUCAUUUGGAGGUCGAAAUCAAUGUGAAGAUCAAUGAAAUCAAAAAAGGAAAAGUUUAG